Pyrenophora tritici-repentis Pt-1C-BFP is the source of this 330-nucleotide messenger RNA. The record is from RefSeq and is a predicted model, not a curated record. NCBI's taxonomy places the organism in Eukaryota, Fungi, Ascomycota, Dothideomycetes, Pleosporales, Pleosporaceae.
AUGGCGUCUGGAGCCCUCGCGCGGCGGGAUGAGCCUUCGAACGUCUACGACCAGUUUCGGCUGCUUGAUGUCCACCUGUUAAAUCUGACCACCACGGCCCGGGCCUUGCGCAUCCGCUUACGCGUGCUCUGGUCCUACUCUGUAGCGCUCGAGCGACGAGCGAAAGAGACAUCUCAACUGAACAAAUCCUACGCAGAAGCAACUCCGCCAGUCGAAGUCACAAGUGUUCCGGCUGCAGGCGGAGCUCCAAUCCGAGAGAGCGAAGUCCAGAAGAUCCAGGCAGCACAGAAAACGCAGAAGCGGCGAGAGACGGACGUCCUGCUAGCAUAG